UCUUUGUAAGUGUUAUGGUCCUCGUCUCGACUGUUUGGACUGUUUGUUAUUACUGAUACUGAUUUUAUUAGUGAUUACUGUUUACAUUUUACACAUUACGUACGAAAUAAUAAAUAUGCAAAACAAGUAGUUAUUUAUAGCGAACCAGUAUUGUUCGGUAGGCAUAAUAUAACAAUUGAAUUUCACCAUGGGUGAAAAAUCUACUCCACUACUUGCUGUUCUUCAACUUCUAAAAAAGUAUAACCUAAAGGGCACUGAAGAAAUAUUACGGAAAGAAGCCAACCUCGGUGAUGCCCAAUUUGAAAAUCUUGAUUUGCCAGAAGUUGAGCUUGCAAGCAUUCUUUCGGCACAUCAUAAAGAAAGUGACCCACUUACAUAUGAAUCUGCUUAUGAAAGCCUGAAGAAAUUUGUGGAAAACUCUUUAGAUGUUUAUAAGUUUGAACUAUCAACUUUACUGUACCCAGUUUUUGUUCAUAUGUAUCUACUCCUCAUACUUUAUGAUCACAAUGAUCAUGCAGAAAAGUUUUUUGAGAAAUUUAGUGGAGAACAAGAAGAUUACUAUCAGGAAGACUUGCAACGUUUAUCCGUUGUUAAAACUAAAGAUCAUAUCAAAGAAAAUGAAAUUGCUGAGAUUUACAGCUGUAACAAGUUUGAGGUUCUACUGUCAAGGGAUACAUCUUCACAGCUUAAGAGAUUCAUACAUGAGCAAAAGAGUUCUCCAGUUAUAAUUAACAUCAUCAACAAUCACAUUCAGAUUGACAUACAUGACGGACCAGGCAGAACACAAGCUCAAGUAAAAGCUACUGCCGGAGGAUUAUUAGGAGAAGCUGCAAAAAAUGAAAAUCGUGCCAAAGUAUAUUAUGGUCUUCUCAAAGAACCUGAUAUUCAAGUACUACCUGUUCCUGUUGAAGAUGAGGAAGAAGUUGAAGAGACUCCAGAUAAACCGAAGAAGAAAAAGGCAAAGAGAGACAAUAUCUUUAUGAAAAAACCAAAAUCAGACCCUAAUGCUCCUUCCAUUGACCGGAUUCCAAUUCCAGAUUUAAAAGAAAAUGAUAAAAUUGAAAAGGGUAAGGCCUUAAGAGAAGCUUCAAAGAGAGUUCAGUUAGGUCCAGAGACAUUGCCAUCUAUUUGUUUCUACACACUUCUCAAUAGUGGCCACACUGCACUGUGUGCGGACAUUUGUGAUGACUCAACAUUACUUGCUGUUGGCUUCAGUAAUUCUACUGUUAAGGUUUGGACACUGACCACAAUAAAACUUCGUGGUAUGAAGUCAAUUGACAAACUACAGGAUAUUGACAAAGAAGCAGGCGAUGUACUUGUGAGGAUAAUGGAGGAAAAAGAUAGGGACACUUGCCGAACAUUGCAUGGUCACAGUGGUCCAGUGUACAGAGUGGGAUUUGAUCCGUUUAAAACACUUCUCAUUUCGUGUUCCGAAGACGCAACAGUGCGGCUGUGGUCUCUGCAGUUCUGGACAUGCCUGGUGGUGUACCGCGGGCACGUUUUUUCCGUGUGGGACGUGAGGUGGUCUCCGCACGGCCACUACUUCGUGUCUAGCGGCAACGACCGCACGGCCAGACUGUGGUCCACAGAUCAACAUCAGCCGAUAAGAAUUUUCGCAGGACAUAUGUCUGAUGUUGAUUGCGUACAAUUUCAUCCAAACUCUAAUUACGUAGCGACGGGCUCGAGUGAUCGUACGGUUCGUUUAUGGGACUGUCUCACGGGGUCGCAAGUGCGUCUUAUGACUGGACACAAAAAAUCAAUAAUUACACUUGCUUUUUCUGUAUGUGGAAGGUGGAUUGCGUCUGGAGGUGACGGUGGUGAGAUACUUGUCUGGGAUAUAUCCACAGGCUCACCGACAGCAGCCCUUCCAUUGUAUCACUCGGCACCCGUGACAACAUUAGCUUUUAGUCGAGAUGGAACUAUUUUAUCAUCAGGAUCUUUGGAUUGCACUAUUAAACUAUGGGAUUUUGGUCUCAUAACAGAUGAAAAUACAAGUGAAGAAAACACUACUAAUGGAAGUACAGCUACAAAAGAAGAAAAAUUUUUAUUACGAUCUUUUGCUACCAAGAACUCACCCCUCAAAAAUUUACAUUUUACAAGGCGUAACCUUCUCCUAGCUGUGGGUUCCUAUGAAGGCAGUUCAUAAGUUGUGUAUGUAAAUUAUGUCAAAUAUUUGUUAAGCGUUAAAAUUAUACGUUCUUCAAAAGAUUA
Molecule: messenger RNA, 2211 nt
Organism: Leptidea sinapis
Lineage: Eukaryota; Metazoa; Arthropoda; Insecta; Lepidoptera; Pieridae
Gene: Taf5
Product: transcription initiation factor TFIID subunit 5
Exons: 12
Coding region: 188-2146 (652 amino acids)
Biological process (GO): transcription initiation at RNA polymerase II promoter
Cellular component (GO): transcription factor TFIID complex
Molecular function (GO): protein binding; RNA polymerase II general transcription initiation factor activity
Source: RefSeq, a predicted model, not a curated record